UAGCAAGCAAAAUACCUUCAGACACUGUAUUGAAGUAGGUAAUAAUACAGGUCGCGAAUAUCAAUAUCAUCAGGGAAAAUUUCAGGAGUAAACUUACUUGAACAGACUUACACAAUUGAAGACUUGGCAUCUGCAACCUCGUGGCGAAGUAGUUCGCAAUAGUUCCACAAUUUGAGCAAUUAUACUCUUGUGCUUUCAGGACAUCUUCUUGGAAACUGAUGAAUUUGGAGAUAGUUAGAGGAGGUAUGCCAGCUGAAUCACUGCCCUCAACUCUGUCUAUAUUAUUCCAUGCUUACCAGAAAUCGCCCAGUCGCGAAUCCUACUCUCUCGUUAGGCUGCAGGAAUCGUCCAAGAUAUAACCAACCCACUUCAACCCAACAGCACCCACUACAGCACGCAUUUCGGUACUGGAUUUGCAGUAUAUGCAGAGUACCCAUUCUGUCAUCCUAACGUUGAUUUCUGGGGCCCGCCAGUCCUCUUUCACCUAACCACAAAACAACUUCAGCAUGGCCCCCAACGCUUCAGACCCGAAGGAUCUGAAGCUGGUCCUUAACCUAGCACGACGACGCGCCCUCUCCGUUCUUAUGGGCAGUAUAAUUGCACACAUGCGCUCCCAGAUAGAAACUUCAUUCAACGGACCACAGACAGAAGCCGCACCCCUCUUCCUUGGAGGCAGCUCUUCACGUGACGACUCUGCAUCACCCUCACCUUCGCCUCUCGCCUCGCCCUCUCUCGAUCCAGAAGCAGAAGCACGGCAACGACGGCUAGAAGCUCGUCUCGAAAGAUCUCUAUCCACGCCUAAGUUGCAAGAAUUGCAGAAAAAUGCUCUGUUCUAUUUCGAUACUUGGGCAGCAGAAGUGCGAGGCCAAUUUAGGAAGAUUUGUGAUGGGCCUGAUGAUCCGAGAUCUGAGCAGAGGAGGAGAGACUGGAUGGCAGCGAGAAAUCCAGCACCGCCUCCAUACUCGGCCGAAUCGUCAGACGUGAAAGAUGUAGCAGCAGAGGUCUUGGCUGAAGCAAGAGAGAUGCAAGAAGCGAAGGAUGUAUCGCUGCUGCAAUCUCUAUACCACCCGAUCCCGACUCGUCUAAAUACGAUUUCCAAAGAAGAUAGAACGUGUGUGGUUAGCGGCUUAGUGUUGCUGCUUCUAAGUUUGGGGCACUAUUCAGCACAUUCGAGAGUAUUGCUUUGUCAUAUCACUUCGGCUUUUGCUCUACCCUUGAGUGUCCUCACGAAAGAGGAGACUGAAAUUGCGCAGACGUUGUUGCUCGCAUCAAAGACUUUGACAGCUGAUGCCGAGACGAAGAAACGACAAGCUGAGAAUGCCUCGUCCAGGCGGUGGAAAGUCGGACUCGCUUCUGUGGCCGGAGCAGCUGUCAUUGGAAUCACAGGUGGGUUGGCUGCACCUAUCGUUGCAGGUGCUAUCGGAGGCAUCAUGGGAGGCGUUGGUCUGGGUGGUGUAGCAUCUUUUCUUGGUAUAUUCGCUAUGAAUGGUGCGUUGGUGGGAAGUCUAUUUGGAGCUUUUGGGGGCAAGAUGACUGGAGAAAUGGUCGACAACUACGCCAAAGAAGUUUCGGACUUCAAGUUUCUGCCUCUUGCUUCUGAAUGGGGCGAGCAUGGAACGAAAAUAGAUGCUGAGACGGAGGGGAGGAGGCUACGAGUUACAAUCGGUAUCAAUGGUUGGUUGAAUGGCAAAGACGAUGUUAUCAAACCCUGGCGAGUUCUUGGGCGAGAGAGUGAAGUCUUUGCUCUCCGCUACGAAAUGGAAGCUCUGAUCGCACUCGGAACGAGCCUCGAGAACAUGGUAUCAUCAUACGCCUGGUCAUUCGUCAAAGUCGAGAUUCUCAAACGAACCGUCUUAGCUACGCUGUGGUCAGCUCUCUGGCCAGUAUAUCUCCUAAAAAUGGCAACAAGUAUCGACAACCCCUUCGCCGUUGCGAGAAACCGAAGCGAGAAAGCGGGUGAAGUUCUUGCCGACGCACUUAUCAACAAAGCGCAAGGUGAGAGACCGGUCACGUUGAUCGGCUACUCGCUUGGCGCGAGGGUGAUUUAUUCUUGUCUCAAGUCGCUUGCGGAACGGAAAGCUUUUGGUUUGAUUGAAUCGGUCGUUUUCAUUGGUGCGCCCGUCCCAAGUAGUACGAACAACUGGAGGGUGAUGCGGUCUGUUGUUUCCGGCAAGAUCAUCAAUGUGUAUUCCGAGAACGACUAUAUUCUAGCUUUCCUUUACCGAGCGACGUCGAUUCAGUUUGGUGUCGCUGGUCUACAAGAAAUCGGUAACGUAGAAGGUGUGGAUAACUUGAACUUAAGCAAGGAAGUCAGUGGUCAUCUAAGAUACCCGAAUCUAAUUGGUAAGAUCCUCAAGAAAGGCGGAUUCGAGGGUAUACUGGUAGAGGACAUGGUCAUUGAGCGAGACGAUGUUGCAGAAAUACAACUCCUUGAUGAAGAGCAUGAAAGGAAGAAAGGUGCACAAGAACUAAGCGGGGGCUACGACGAUGACCUAAUCAGUCUGAUGGAUGCUCAGCCACCAAUUGCUGAACUUGAAGGGGGAAGCAUGAGCAUGGGUCAAGGGUUUGAUCCAAGAUCAAGGAAAGACCUUGAUACGGAGCGUGUGCAUAAGGGAUGGGAUAACGGAAUGGACGAGUUGACGUUCGGCUUAGCAGGAAUGGACAUGAACAGACCAGAACUAAAAAUGGCUUUGACACAACCACCACUCCAGCCACAACCUCAACGGCCCCAACCAAAGGAAAAGCCUCCUCAAUACAUAGAAGUCGACCGCGAGCGUGAAGUAAUGGAUAUAACGCAAGGCGUAUCCGGCGUCAACUUCUCCGGCCCGACCCAAGACCGUACCUACGACUCAGAUGACAGCGACGGCGGUAUCCAGAUGAUCGACAACGAUUCCGAUUCCGACGGCGGAGACCUGAUGGAGGUACCUGGUGUCCCAAUCCCUGAUGAUGAAGUUUAUGGACGGGAGGAGCCGAGAGAUAAUGGGAAGGCGGCCAUGGUCUGGGAUGAGCCGAAGAGCAGAGGGACGUUCCCACAGGAGAGGAAUGAUGGGUCGGGGUCGGGGUCAUCCAACUCAAAUGAGAGGGUGGUCUCAGAUACACCUCCAAGUGUAGACUCGGCGCAGAGUAGAUCACCUGCACGGAUGGGGAAGAGAACGACAGCGAAGGAUCUGGGACUUUAUUGAUCUGACGGUGAUCUGUGAUCUGUUGGGCGUUAGACAUAUCGGGGAGUCGGGUGAAGAUUUUGCUUUAAGGUAUCAUGGUAAUCAGGGAUUGUUAUUUCUACCUUUGGGUCUUAUUAUAUAUCUGCAGCCAUUCUUUCCCUUGCUUCGAUGCGAGACGCUUGCCUCAAUUGUCAUGACGGCAUUCAUAUACUAAUUUACAGUCUUUCAUGUGACGUUGACACCGGCCACAGCAUAACCUCGAC
Messenger RNA from Cadophora gregata, 3424 nucleotides. RefSeq lists its product as uncharacterized. The record is from RefSeq and is a predicted model, not a curated record. Lineage: Eukaryota; Fungi; Ascomycota; Leotiomycetes; Helotiales; Ploettnerulaceae. Bases 507 to 3182 code for a protein of 891 amino acids. The transcript is spliced from 2 exons.